This is a messenger RNA of Kwoniella mangroviensis CBS 8507, 2010 nucleotides long. Its product is annotated as E1-like protein-activating enzyme Gsa7p/Apg7p. Gene Ontology annotation, biological process: autophagy of mitochondrion; cellular response to nitrogen starvation; autophagosome assembly. Gene Ontology annotation, cellular component: cytoplasm; phagophore assembly site. Gene Ontology annotation, molecular function: Atg8 activating enzyme activity; Atg12 activating enzyme activity. Bases 1 to 2010 code for a protein of 669 amino acids. Lineage: Eukaryota; Fungi; Basidiomycota; Tremellomycetes; Tremellales; Cryptococcaceae. The transcript is spliced from 11 exons. The record is from RefSeq and is a predicted model, not a curated record.
AUGACCACACUCCAAUUCACACCCCUCAACUCCCAGCCCACACCCGCCUUUUGGACCGCUCUUACCACCCAUAAAUUGGACAAAGCUCGCUUGAAUGACGAUGACCAACAAAUCACAGGGUGGUUGGAAGAGGGUAAACAGGUGGAGGACCAUUCGAAUACCUCAUCAACUGGCGGUCCCACAUAUGUGGGUAUCGAUGGGAAUAUAAGUGUCGGAGGUAAUGCUUUUGGGGAGAGCUCGGAAAGUAUUCCCGCUGCGUCGAUUCCGGUCACAGGUAUCCUCAAGAAUUUUAACACCAUUGAGGAGUUUCGGAAGACAGAAACUAAAAAGGAGAUCUUCAAUCAAGUGGUGGCUAAGAUCGUCGGGUCGUUCAAGUCGGACCAGCCCCUCAUCAACCCCUUUCUUCUGGUCACAUUUGCCGAUCUCAAGAAAUAUAUUUUUCAUUACUGGUUUGCUUUCCCAGCCUUUGUCAGCUCACCAGCAUGGCGUAUGAACCAGGAAGUUUUGACUCCGGUCCAGGAGACUGAUUUGAGAGAACUCCGACAACUCGAAGCCCAACUGUCUUCGACAGAGAAUCGCAAAUUUGAAGCGUUUCUGGUAAAGGGGAUACCCGGAUCCCGUUCGAUUGCACCGUUACCCAGAUACCAGACCUUUUAUUCGGACGUUGUAACCUCCCAGAUUACAGUAGCUUUCCACGAUCCAUCCUCGUCCGAUACAAAUCCCGGGUGGCCUUUACGAAACAUUCUGCACUAUCUCAAUCAAGUUUACGGGACUACAAAGGUCAUGGUAUUUUGUCUGCGGCAGGGCCGAGCGAGCAGACAGGCUGUUGUCACGCUACCUCGAGAGCAGCAAGGAUCCCCUGAUAAUCAAGUAUCUUCAGUAGGGUGGGAGAGGACAAAAGAGGGAAAGCUAGCAAGUCGAAUAGCAGAUCUGGGACCCAUGAUGAAUCCAGUGCAACUUGCCGAACAAGCUGUUGAUCUUAACUUAAAGUUGAUGAAGUGGAGGAUUGCUCCUGGCUUAGAUCUUGAGGCAAUUGCCCGUACGAAAUGCUUGCUGUUAGGUGCAGGAACGUUGGGCUGUUAUGUCGCGCGAAAUCUGAUGGCAUGGGGAGUACGAAAUAUCACGUUUGUCGAUUCCGCUAGAGUGUCCUUCUCUAAUCCUGUCCGACAACCUCUUUUUCGCUUUGAGGACUGUCUGAAUGGCGGUCGAUCGAAAGCAGUCUGCGCUGCUGAGAGGCUCACCGAGAUUUUCCCUGGUAUAAUCGCGACCGGCCAUUCAAUCACCAUUCCCAUGCCUGGGCACCCCAUUCCUCCCUCUGCCUCAGCAGCUGCAUGCGAAGAUAUACGAAAGUUGGAAGAACUCAUCAGUCAGCAUGAUGUGAUCUUCCUGUUGAUGGACUCGAGAGAAUCGCGGUGGCUUCCAACCCUCAUCAGCAUGAAUCAGAGCAAGAUAGUGAUCAACGCAGCCUUGGGCUUUGAUACCUAUCUUGUAAUGAGGCACGGUGUUGUCAACGGCGAUGGCGAUGCAGAACAAUUAGGCUGCUAUUACUGUAAUGAUGUGGUGGCUCCGACUGAUUCUUUGACUGAUAGAACUCUGGAUCAGAUGUGUACGGUCACAAGACCAGGUGCAGCGCCUCUGGCUGCGGCCACCGCAACGGAGCUAUUAAUAUCAUUGUUGCAACAUCCUCUAAAAGCGCAAGCGCCAGCUUACGAACCUGCCGUACCUGCCGGUGAGGACGAGGCUGCCCUUGGUCCUGUCCCUCAUCAAAUUCGCGGCAUACUGAGCCAAUGGAAAACGAUGAUCAUCCGCGGUCCUGCUUAUAAUCAGUGCACAGCUUGUAGUCCUCUUGUUCUCGACGCAUAUCGACAAGGUGGAGCAAAAUGGCUCUUAGAAGUUUUCGCACGAGCUGAGCUUUUGGAGCAAGUCACAGGACUAGAUCAGUUACACAUUCAAAGCGAGGAAGCUUUCGAUAGUAUUGAUUGGUCAGACGAUAGCGGUAGCGAAGUUUGA